AAGAAAACCAGCAUCAUGACCGGACGAGGCAAAGGAGGAAAGGGGCUCGGAAAGGGUGGCGCAAAGCGUCAUCGCAAGGUGUUGCGUGAUAACAUCCAGGGUAUCACCAAGCCUGCCAUCCGUCGUCUUGCUCGCCGUGGAGGUGUCAAGCGUAUCUCUGGUCUCAUCUACGAAGAAACCCGUGGUGUCCUCAAGGUGUUCCUCGAGAACGUGAUCCGUGACGCCGUCACCUACACCGAGCACGCCAAGAGGAAGACCGUCACCGCCAUGGACGUCGUCUACGCUCUCAAGCGCCAGGGACGUACCCUCCCCACAAACUUACAUGUCGAUAAAGGAAAGUCCCAUACAAACAAUCAAUCAAUCCCCAAAAUGGCACGUACCAAGCAGACUGCCCGCAAGUCUACUGGAGGCAAAGCCCCCCGCAAGCAGUUGGCCACCAAGGCAGCUCGCAAGUCUGCCCCUGCUACAGGAGGUGUCAAGAAGCCCCAUCGUUACAGGCCCGGAACUGUCGCCCUUCGUGAGAUCCGUCGUUACCAGAAGAGCACUGAGCUCCUGAUCCGCAAGCUGCCCUUCCAGCGCCUGGUCCGUGAGAUUGCCCAGGACUUCAAGACUGAUCUCCGCUUCCAGUCCUCUGCUGUCAUGGCUCUGCAGGAGGCUUCCGAGGCUUACCUGGUUGGCCUGUUCGAGGACACCAACCUGUGUGCCAUCCAUGCCAAGAGAGUUACCAUCAUGCCCAAGGAUAUCCAGCUUGCUCGUCGUAUUCGCGGAGAGCGUGCCUAAGUUUUUGGUUGCUAGUUUGCUUGUCUCGUUGCAUACCAAAAUCGA
Penaeus indicus is the source of this 825-nucleotide messenger RNA. Its product is annotated as histone H3-like. Gene Ontology annotation, cellular component: nucleosome. Bases 16 to 780 code for a protein of 254 amino acids. The transcript has 4 exons. Gene Ontology annotation, molecular function: protein heterodimerization activity; structural constituent of chromatin; DNA binding. Lineage: Eukaryota; Metazoa; Arthropoda; Malacostraca; Decapoda; Penaeidae. The record is from RefSeq and is a predicted model, not a curated record.